Sesamum indicum (sesame) is the source of this 1315-nucleotide messenger RNA. Its product is annotated as caffeoylshikimate esterase. The record is from RefSeq and is a predicted model, not a curated record. NCBI's taxonomy places the organism in Eukaryota, Viridiplantae, Streptophyta, Magnoliopsida, Lamiales, Pedaliaceae.
UCUCAUCUUCACACACUCCACUCCCCACCUACAUUUCUCCUCAUAUAACAAUAUACUCUCCACCCUAAAACCUCUCCUUUCUUAGCUCCAACAUUCUUUGCACUUUUGCACACACAAACAGUCUUUAAACCUUCCCACAUCUUAUAAGCUCUGAAAAAACUGUCAAUUCUUCCUCCUGUGUGUCUUUAACAUUCUCGAUUGUUUUCCAACAACAUUCAUCAAAUUCUUAUGGAGCAUCCUAUCAACGAUGUGAAAUAUGAAGAGGAAUUUAUAGUAAAUUCCCGAGGAGUGGAGCUUUUCACAUGCAGAUGGUCACCUGCAAACAGUGAACCACAGGCUUUGAUCUUUUUGUGCCAUGGAUAUGCCAUGGAGUGCAGCAUCUCCAUGAGAGACUGUGCGUCCCGACUAGUUAAGGCCGGGUACGAGGUUCAUGGCAUCGACUGCGAAGGCCAUGGCAAGUCAUCUGGGCUACUGGGACUCAUCCCCAACUUUGAUCAUCUCGUCGACGACCUCUCCGAACACUUCACCAAUAUUUCUGAGAGGAGAGAGAACAGGACGAAGACGAGAUAUGUUCUAGGAGAGUCGAUGGGAGGGGCCCUGGUCCUACGUUUGCACCUCAAGAAGCCACAUUACUGGGACGGCGCCGUCCUCAUCGCUCCUAUGUGUAAGAUUGCUGAGGAGUUGAAACCAAACCCGUUGCUUGUAAAAGCCUUGACUUCUUUGGCUAGCAUCGUUCCGACAUGGAAACUUACCCCAAGUCCAGACAUAGUCGAUCUUGCCUUUAGAGACCCUAAAGUGAGAGACGAGGUUAGGUCAAAUCCAUACACAUACAAAGGCCGACCUCGUCUUCAAACUAGCUAUCAACUGUAUGAAGCCAGUGUGCAUUUGGAGCAAAGACUCCAAGAGGUCUCUUUGCCGUUCAUAAUUCUCCAUGGGGAAGAUGACAAGGUGACGGAUCCAUCCGUCAGCAAAGUCUUGUACGAAUCGGCUUGUGCUGCGGACAAGACCUUCAAGUUGUACCCAGGAAUGUGGCAUUCUCUGUCAUAUGGCGAGUUGCCGGAAAACCUAGACACGGUAUUCUCCGACCUCCUCGACUGGUUGAAAGAAAGAGUUCAUGCCCGCAAUGCUACAUUGGAAGAGCAACGAAAGAUUGCCAACGAUCACAAUGCAUCCGAUUCCAAGUCGGUUAAUGUAAAAGAAACUUAAAUGUUUAUUUUUCUUUCGUUGAUGAUCAUACAUGUGUUAUCAAAGUGAUGAUAUUUGUUUUGAUUAGGCCCAUCAUUAUAUAUAUACCUAGUUCGAUUUAAUAUUCUAA